AUGGUAGCAUCCAUCUCUCUUUUCCUUGUUUACAUUGAAGUUAUAAUUCUCCUCUCAAGCUUCAACCUGCUUGGUUUAGCAACCGCAAGCCCUGUGGUAAGAGGAAAUGACACUGAUCAACAAGCUUUACUCCAGUUCAAAGCAAAGAUAACCGGUGAUCAUCUCAGAAUUAUGGAGUCCUGGAAUAGUUCCAUUCACUUCUGUCAGUGGCGUGGUGUUACAUGCGGUCGCAAGCACCAUAGAGUCACUAAGUUGGAACUGCAACUCCUCAAACUCUCGGGAUCUUUGUCACCAUUCAUUGGAAAUUUGAGCUUUCUCAGGGAGUUGCGUCUUGCUGGUAAUAGCUUCUACAAUGAGAUGCCUCCAGAGAUCGGUCGGUUAAGAAGACUCGAAAAAUUAGACCUGACCAAUAACUCCAUCAGUGGUGAAAUUCCUUCCAAUCUAUCUGCUUGUUCUAAGCUUACAUCAGUUUAUCUGAUAAGCAAUCAGCUGACAGGAGAAAUACCUUCCCUGCUAGGUCUCUUGUCAAGCCUAAAAUCCUUGAUCUUUUACAACAACAGUUUGAGAGGGAGUAUCCCACCUUCGUUGGGGAACUUGUCAUCCCUGGAGAUACUUGGUUUGUCACUUAAUCAAUUCACAGGGAUUAUACCUGAAACUCUUGGACAAUUGACGAAUCUUUCAGAGUUCUUCAUAGAAGAAAAUAUGAUUUCUGGUGAUGUUCCUGCUGCAAUGUUCAAUCUCUCCAACAUUAGAGUCUUCGAUGUCGGUUCAAACAAGAUUCAAGGUACCCUUCGUUCUGAUUUGAUCAUUGCUAUGCCAUACGUUGAGUUCUUUGCUGUAUCGGCAAACCAAAUCUCCGGACAAAUCCCGAUUUCGAUAUCCAAUGCCUCAAACCUAAAUAUACUUCAAUUUUCCGAGAACAGACUCAGUGGACAUGUGCCUUCGGUCGAAAAGCUGGAUAAACUGUUUACAUUUCUCAUUUCCGGAAACCAUUUGGGACAAGGCAAAGAAGGUGACUUGAACUUUGUUUGCACUUUAGUCAAUAAGACAAAACUAGAAACUGUAGAAAUAGGCAAAAAUAACUUUGGAGGUAUAUUCCCAGAAUGCAUUAGCAAUUUUUCUAACACACUUUUGAAUUUAGGAAUAGCAGAGAGCAAAAUAUCAGGAAGAAUCCCAGAAGGAAUUGGAAAUCUCAUCAAUUUAGAGGAGCUAUGGUUAUCAGAAAAUCAACUAUCAGGCCCUAUACCCUUAAAUAUUGGGAAGCUUCAAAAGAUACAGAGAUUUUACGGCGAAAGUAAUUAUCUAUCCGGGACUAUUCCUCAUUCUAUUGGAAAUAUAACAAUGUUAACUGAGCUUGUUUUAGAUUUUAACCAUCUUCAAAAUAGCAUUCCUUCAACUCUAGGUAAUUGCCAAAAGUUAAUCGUUAUGAUUCUUUCUCAUAACGAUCUUAGUGGACCAAUACCCCCUCAAGUACUUAGACUCCCAUCCUUGUCCAUUGGAUUGGACUUAUCAUCGAACUAUUUGACUGGCGACCUUCCUGUUACCAUAGAAAAAUUGAUAAAUCUAGGCGAAUUACGUGUUUCUCAAAAUAGGUUAUCUGGUUUGCUUCCGAAUAACCUUGGUAGUUGUGUAAGUCUGACGAAGCUGUUCUUGGAUGGCAAUUUGUUUGAAGGAUCCAUUCCUUCGUCUUUGAGUUCAGAGAGGGGUCUUGAGGCAUUGGAUGUAUCUAGCAACAAUCUUUCAGGCAGGAUUCCAAGAUUUCUAGUGAGCUUUGGUGCAUUAAAGUAUCUAAAUCUAUCUUUCAAUGGUUUUGACGGAGAGAUACCAAGUGAAGGAGUUUUUAAGAAUGCAAGUGCUACAUUCGUUAGUGGGAACAAUAAGCUUUGUGGAGGCAUCCCUGAGUUUCACUUGUCGAGAUGUAAUUCGGAAGCAUCGUCAAGCACCUCUCUUAAACUAAAAAUCGCAAUUGUUUUUGGGAUUUUAGGACUGGUUUUGGUAUUCUCUUUUAUCCUUAUCAUAUGGUUUAGAAAGAAGAAAGAGUAUCAACCAACAACAACUGGUCCAGAAAAUUCGCUUUUACAUUUAUCAUACCAAAGCAUCCUAAGGGCUACCGAUGGAUUCUCCCAGCAGAAUUUGCUUGGUUCGGGAAGCUUCGGUUCUGUAUACAAAGGAAUUCUUGAAGAGGGUGGAGCAACUAUUGCAGUAAAGGUGCUGAAUCUUCUGAAUCGUGGAGCUCCAAAGAGUUUCAUGGUUGAAUGCGAGGCCUUGAAGAACAUUCGACAUCGGAAUCUUGUCAAGGUAUUAACAGCAAUUUCAGGUGCAGAUUAUCAAGGAAAUGAUUUUAAAGCCUUGGUUUAUGAGUUCAUGGUAAAUGGAAGCUUGGAGGACUGGCUGCAUCCAUCUGUCCCCGCGAAUGGACCGGAGACAGUUAGACACUUGAACUUUUUCCAACGAGUAAGUGUGGCCAUAGAUAUUGCCCAUGCGUUCGAAUAUCUGCACCAUCAUUGUGAAACAUCGAUCAUACAUUGUGACCUCAAGCCAAGCAAUAUUCUGCUCGAUAAGGAAAUGGUUGGACAUGUAGGUGACUUUGGCUUGGUAAAAAUUGUUUCUGCAGAUACGCUCAACUGUUCUACUAAUCUUUCAAGCUCCCUUGGAUUAAGAGGAACUAUUGGUUAUGCUCCACCUGAAUAUGGCAUGGGAAGUGGGUUAUCGACAAAAGGUGAUGUGUAUAGUUAUGGCAUACUCUUGCUAGAGAUGUUCACGGGGAAAAGGCCGACUGAUGAAAGAUUUAAAGAAGGACUAAGUCUUCGCAACUUUGUUGAGACAGCGUUGCCCGAACGAGUGGUUGAGAUUAUAGAUCCCAUUCUUCUUGAAGAGAGCGUACAACGAAGAACAAUCGCGGACAUCACUCUCAAUGAAAACAGCCAGAGAAAUGACAAACAUUUUCAGUGCUUGAGUUUGAUAAUGGAAGUAGGACUUACUUGUUCUGCUGAUUCACCGAGUGAACGGAUGAACAUGAGUGAUGUUGUUACCAAGCUUUGUUCUAUUCUAGACGAGUUUCUUCGUCCAACUCGAUUACAUCGUGGGAUUCGAACUCCAAAAGCUGCUCAACCAGCAGUCUUUCCACCAUCUCAAUUUCUAAGAACAUCCCUCGCCCCUCUUUCGAAUCUUGACUCGAUCACAAACACAGAUGAUGCGCCGGCUGUAUCGAUCUUUAUCGAUCUCGCAAGUCUGUCACCACUCUUUUUGCCCGAAAUGCAGAAUACAACACCAAAGAGUUCACUGCACUCAUAUAACCAAGAUUGUUUGCUUCACCAUUACACAUGCACCGGACUUUACGGGAUGUUGUAUUCAGCAUCUCAAACUCAAAAAGUGAAGGAUAGCCAUUGGACAUUGCUAGCCAAAACUUAUUACAAUGUUCAUUUCCAAUCGAUAAAGUUUGUUCUAGAGAUUCUCAACCAUUUCUGA
Hibiscus syriacus is the source of this 3468-nucleotide messenger RNA. Its product is annotated as probable LRR receptor-like serine/threonine-protein kinase At3g47570. Lineage: Eukaryota; Viridiplantae; Streptophyta; Magnoliopsida; Malvales; Malvaceae. The coding region runs from base 1 to 3468 and encodes 1155 amino acids. Gene Ontology annotation, molecular function: protein binding; protein kinase activity; ATP binding. Gene Ontology annotation, biological process: protein phosphorylation. The record is from RefSeq and is a predicted model, not a curated record. The transcript is spliced from 6 exons.